Molecule: messenger RNA, 1193 nt
Organism: Trifolium pratense (red clover)
Lineage: Eukaryota; Viridiplantae; Streptophyta; Magnoliopsida; Fabales; Fabaceae
Product: V-type proton ATPase 16 kDa proteolipid subunit-like
Exons: 3
Coding region: 213-707 (164 amino acids)
Biological process (GO): proton transmembrane transport
Cellular component (GO): proton-transporting V-type ATPase, V0 domain
Molecular function (GO): proton-transporting ATPase activity, rotational mechanism
Source: RefSeq, a predicted model, not a curated record
AUAACAAACUUAGCGGAUGGCCACUCAAGAAACUUCCUUUUGGUCCAAUGCAAAAUAAACAAAUAAUUCAAAUAAAUAAAUAAAUAAUAAAAUCAAAUAAAAAUAAAAACAGUGAGUGAGAAUAAAUCAUAAAUCAUAAUAAUAGAUCUAUCUAUCUUCUUCUUCAUUCUCUGCUUCAUUCAUCAAUCAUCUGAUUUCCGCGAAAAACAAAAAUGGCUGGUUUCAGCGGCGAUGAAACUGCACCUUUCUUCGGCUUCCUCGGCGCCGCCGCUGCUUUAAUUUUCUCAUGUAUGGGAGCGGCAUAUGGAACAGCGAAGAGUGGUGUUGGUGUUGCAUCUAUGGGUGUGAUGAGACCUGAACUUGUUAUGAAAUCGAUUGUUCCUGUUGUUAUGGCUGGUGUUUUGGGUAUUUAUGGUUUGAUUAUUGCGGUUAUUAUUAGUACUGGGAUUAAUCCUAAGGCUAAAUCUUAUUAUCUUUUUGAUGGUUAUGCUCAUCUUUCUUCUGGUCUUUCUUGUGGUCUUGCUGGUUUAUCUGCUGGUAUGGCUAUUGGGAUUGUUGGUGAUGCUGGUGUUAGAGCAAAUGCCCAACAGCCAAAGCUUUUCGUUGGAAUGAUUCUCAUUCUCAUCUUUGCUGAGGCAUUGGCGUUGUAUGGUCUCAUUGUUGGCAUCAUCCUUUCUUCCCGUGCUGGCCAAUCCAGAGCUGAGUAAUUUAGAUUUUAUUGUUGGUUGUAGUGCACAGAGCCGCAGAUUCAUGGAUUGUGAACUUUAUCAGACACUUGGGCAUGGUAACGGUAGAGAUUUGUCAUGCUCUUUCGUUUUAUGACUCUUAUCUACUCGUUAUUAAAUCGAGGUUAUCGUGGAAUAAAGCCUAUCAAACUAUUUCCUUGGCAUUACCGUACUUAAUUAUGUUGAGUCAAACUAGAUUAAAUAUCGCUGAAAUAAACUUUUUGUAUGUGUUGAUUUCAAUAAUAUUUAGUUAUUGCCUUCUAUCAUUGUCUUUCUGUUUGUGUUUAUGAUUGUAUUGAGAUGUAGUAUGGUUAUUUUGUAUCAGUUCUGUACAUCAUUGAUCAUUUUCAGAAGCAAGUGUGACUAGUAAUUUGUGUAGGUCAUGAUUUAUGAAUAGUGCUGUAAAUGAAUCACGCAGUUUGUGUUUUCCGUGGAAUAAAAGGUCCGUUUGGUAGUUGGUACAGUUAA